This is a messenger RNA of Orycteropus afer afer, 552 nucleotides long. RefSeq names its product dual specificity phosphatase 3 (gene DUSP3). Gene Ontology annotation, cellular component: cytoplasm. The transcript has 3 exons. Gene Ontology annotation, molecular function: protein tyrosine/serine/threonine phosphatase activity; MAP kinase phosphatase activity. Gene Ontology annotation, biological process: protein dephosphorylation; negative regulation of MAPK cascade. The coding region runs from base 1 to 552 and encodes 183 amino acids. The record is from RefSeq and is a predicted model, not a curated record. Lineage: Eukaryota; Metazoa; Chordata; Mammalia; Tubulidentata; Orycteropodidae.
AUGGCGGGCCCGCGCGAGCUCUCGGUGCAGGACCUCAACGAUCUGCUCUCGGACGGCAGCGGCUGCUACAGCCUCCCGAGCCAGCCCUGCAACGAGGUCACCCCAAGGAUCUACGUGGGCAACGCGUCUGUGGCUCAAGACAUCCCCAAGCUGCAGAAACUGGGCAUCACCCACGUCCUGAACGCUGCUGAGGGCAGGUCCUUCAUGCAUGUCAACACCAAUGCCAACUUCUACAAGGACUCCGGCAUCACCUACUUGGGCAUCAAGGCCAACGACACACAGGAGUUCAACCUCGGCGCCUUCUUUGAAAAGGCCGCAGACUUCAUUGACCAGGCCCUGGCUCAAAAGAAUGGCCGAGUGCUUGUCCACUGCCGGGAAGGUUACAGCCGCUCCCCGACUCUACUCAUCGCGUACCUCAUGAUGCGUCAGAAGAUGGACGUCAAGUCUGCUCUGAGCAUCGUGAGGCAGAACCGUGAGAUUGGCCCCAACGAUGGUUUCCUGGCCCAACUCUGCCAUCUCAAUGACAGACUUGUCAAGGAGGGGAAAUUGUAA